UGUGGGUUGAUCAGGGGAUUCCCCUCUUAAAAGGCGCGGAUUUCGCCGACGGGGCCAAGGGGCUGAUCGCCCCAAGGUAAUGUUCUAUGAAGAAUGCUAGCUUUUGUGAUGAGCCGCAUCGAACCGACGGUCGAUCUUUCAAAACUUCAGAAAUGGACGGACCAAGAUCCGUUCCUUUAAAAGAAAGCCUCCUCACUCAUGCCCUCGCGAUCUCCCCGUUGGUCUCCGAUUUGUCAGAACCAGCGUUAAUUGCUCGGGCGGAUGGACAUCAAGGAAACAGCGGGGGGUGAUCUAUAUCAUUAUUAUUUCGGUGAGGGGAAACGGAUUGAGAGAGUGGAAGACCGAGCCUCCCUUCCCACCCAACAUUCUCUCUUCUGAGAUCCCAUCCCUCCAGAACCCCUUUUUUUUUUUUUUUUCUCUUUCAGUUGUUGUUGUUGUUGUUGUUGUUCUUAUCAUUAUUAUUAUUAUUACGAUUUUUGCGUCUCUCUGUUUCCUUCUCUACUCGAGGGUCACCAUCCUUUGUGUGGGCGUUUGCGAUGCUGAUGCGGGGGAGAUCCUCUUCGUGAUCUGCCGCCGCCUUCGCCUUUACAGGCCCGACGUUUCUCCCUUCGGUUAAUCCUUCUCUUUUCCGGUGCCAUGGGACCGAUCUGGGGCCUCAUGGGCGGUGGCCUGGAUCUCUUGAUCGUGCUCUAUUUCGCGGUCUGGUUCUUGGGUGCCAGGUUCUUGCUCGACCGCCUCGUCUACAAGCCAUUGGCUGUAAGAUUAUUGAGAGCUCUACUGAUAAAUGAUGAGGCAAGAUGCUCAAAGAUUGCAAAGUGCUCGGAGUCAAUGUGGAAGCUGACGUAUUAUGCUGGUGUUCAACUGUGGGUUCUUUUGAUAAUCAAACAGGAGCCUUGGUCAUUGGAUACAAAGAAGUACUUUAAAGGGUGGCCUAAUCAAGAAUUGAAGCCUUCAUUGAUGCUUUUCUACAUGUGUCAAUGUGGAUUCUACAUAUAUAGUAUUGGUGCUCUAAUUGCAUGGGAAACUCGCAGGAAAGAUUUCUUUAUAAUGAUGUCUCAUCAUGUAAUAACUUCCAUUUUGAUCGGAUAUUCCUAUAUAACCAGAUUUUUUCGAAUUGGGACUAUUAUUCUUGCCCUACAUGAUACCAGUGAUGUAUUUCUUGAAGCAGCUAAACUGUUCAAAUAUUCAGAGAAGGAGACUGCAGCUAGUGUGGUAUUUGGACUUUUUGCAGUCUCAUGGCUAUUGCUACGACUAAUAUACUUCCCCUUUUGGAUAAUUAAGACUUCAAGCUACUAUUCAAUUGAGUUCCUGAUGUCAUCAAACGGUUUCCCCACCACUUUAUACUAUGUUUUCAAUACAAUGCUUCUUACCCUGCUUGUCUUCCACCUCUACUGGUGGAAACUCAUAUGUGCAAUGAUCAUGAGACAGAUGAGUAAUAGAGGACAAGUAGGAGAGGACAUUCGAUCAGAUUCUGAAGAUGGAGACUAAAGAAGUUGUCCAUAAGUCAGGAGUGACAGAUGCCAUUUUUUAGAAAGUUGUUACUAUUGACAAUCUUCAUGGUGCAGCACCAUAUUCAUAUGUUUUCCCCCUUAAAAGGCAGGUAUCAUGUGCUGGAUUUUUUUUUCUCGCUGAUGCUUUUUACGAUUUUGAUCUUUAUUGUGAAAGACAUUCAAAGAUGGGAGCAGGAUCAAUAUAGACAGUGACUCACAGGCAGAGAUGAGGUUUUGUUGGUUAUGGUCUUCGUUUUCUGUUCCUUUGUUCCCAAAGAUAACCAAGUCAGCCUUUUUGGAUGUAUAUGAGGUUUCUUUGGUAUACCUGGAUCACCUCCACAGUUUCUGUGAUUUGGGCUUAUUAGCCUUGCUAAUGAUGUCUAAAAGAUGUAUUUGGCAGGAAAUUUUCAUUUGAUUGCUGAUUCACAAUAGCGUUCUAAAUUUUUUAUUGGAAUUGCAUAUUGUUC
Molecule: messenger RNA, 1957 nt
Organism: Elaeis guineensis (African oil palm)
Lineage: Eukaryota; Viridiplantae; Streptophyta; Magnoliopsida; Arecales; Arecaceae
Product: ASC1-like protein 3
Biological process (GO): ceramide biosynthetic process
Cellular component (GO): membrane; endoplasmic reticulum
Molecular function (GO): sphingosine N-acyltransferase activity
Source: RefSeq, a predicted model, not a curated record